Messenger RNA from Salmo salar (Atlantic salmon), 5240 nucleotides. RefSeq names its product mitogen-activated protein kinase 1. Gene Ontology annotation, biological process: protein phosphorylation. Gene Ontology annotation, molecular function: ATP binding; MAP kinase activity. NCBI's taxonomy places the organism in Eukaryota, Metazoa, Chordata, Actinopteri, Salmoniformes, Salmonidae. The record is from RefSeq and is a predicted model, not a curated record.
AAAGAAGACUACGAAGAAGAACUAGAAACGAAUCCAUUUACACGCUCUGGAGGGGGGCCCUAAACGAUUCGUCUUCAUCCGUCAACGAAACGAACCAAGGAAAUAUUUUUUAACCUUUCUAUCAACCUGAAGUCAAUUUUAGAGUUGCGCUAGGCCCCCUCCCGAAUAUUGACUGAAAAUAGUAGAUUUCUAGAUUGAAUCAUGGCGGAUUCGAGCAACAGUGCUGCGGCGGCUGGAGCCACAGGCUCGAAUACUGGUGCCGCCGGGGCUGUUGCGCCCGAGGGAGCGACUGGAGCUGCGGGGAUAAAGCCCGUGUUGGAGGUGGUAAAGGGGCAGAACUUUGACGUUGGCCCCCGCUAUGUCAACCUCUCGUACAUCGGGGAAGGGGCCUAUGGAAUGGUUUGCUCGGCCCAUGACGGCAUGACGGAUUCUCGCGUGGCCAUUAAGAAGAUCAGUCCGUUUGAGCACCAGACGUACUGCCAGCGCACCCUGAGGGAGAUCAAGAUCCUGCUGCGGUUCCGCCAUGAGAACAUCAUCGGUAUCAACGACAUCCUGAGGGCCCGCCGCAUCGAGUGCAUGAGGGACGUCUACAUAGUGCAGGACCUGAUGGAGACAGACCUGUACAAGCUCCUGAAGACCCAGAUGUUGAGCAACGACCAUACCUGCUACUUCCUGUACCAGAUCCUGAGAGGCUUGAAGUACAUCCACUCUGCCAACGUGCUGCACCGUGACCUCAAGCCCUCCAACCUGCUCAUCAACACCACCUGCGACCUCAAGAUCUGUGACUUUGGGCUGGCACGGAUAGCUGACCCAGAGCAUGACCACACAGGCUUCCUGACAGAGUACGUGGCUACGCGCUGGUACAGGGCCCCUGAGAUCAUGCUCAACUCCAAGGGCUACUCCAAGUCCAUUGAUAUCUGGUCAGUGGGCUGCAUCCUGGCUGAGAUGCUGUCCAACAGGCCCAUCUUCCCUGGGAAGCAUUACCUGGACCAGCUCAACCACAUACUGGGCAUCCUUGGCUCUCCCACUCCAGAUGACCUGAACUGCAUCAUCAACAUGAAGGCCAGGAACUACCUGCAGUCUCUGCCUGAGAAACCCAAGAUCCCUUGGAACAAGCUGUUCCCCAAGGCGGACAGCAAGGCUCUGGACCUGCUGGGCCGCAUGUUGACCUUUAACCCUAUCAAGCGCAUCACGGUAGAGGAGGCCCUGGCUCAUCCCUAUCUGGAGCAGUACUACGACCCCACUGACGAGCCUGUAGCAGAGGAGCCGUUCACCUUCACCAUGGAGCUGGAUGACCUGCCUAAGGAGAAGCUGAAGGAGCUCAUCUUUGAGGAGACGUUCCGCUUCCAGGCCACCUACCAGGGCUCCUGAGACAUAGAGCUUUGAAGACGAGUGACAAAGCCACACGGAGACUCCAAAUGACAAGAUACAAAAAAAACAUAUAUACAGCAUACAAAAAAAAGGACCAGAAACAUGUACAUUUUUAAGUAUUUUUUUUGGCGGGGAAGCAGUUUUUUUGGUGGGGGGGGACUGUUGUCUACUUAAAGGAAAGAUUCACCCAUUUUGAAUUAUUGUUUUUGUGCAUCUCAGCAACGUUCUAUUGAUUCCUGGGUUUUUUUCAUGUGAAAUUUGGAUGGUGUGUCGUAGCAUUGCUAUAAAGUCGCUCUCACGACACUGGAAGUUAAUAGGAAUUCGACUUUUAGAUCGCAAAAACGCUUAUCAUACAUGUCAUAUUUGUCUCGGAUGAGCCAUUGAUCAUAUUUUUUGCGAUAUUCCCACCUUGAGAAAUGUGUAAUUAAAUAGAGGGUCCACCACAUCUCCUAUUUGUCUGCCUCUUUAGUCCAUGGUGCAUUUCAUGGUGCUAUUGCUUAUGUCAUAUUAGGUUAAACAUGGUGAGAGAGUACAAUUUUACAACUAACUAUUUCACAUGCUGGUAUUGACUCUGGUAUUAUUGUCUAGCUAGCUAGCUUGCCAGCCAGUCCAUAGAGAGAGCAUUGCAUUGUGGGUUUUGUUGUUGAAUUGAGCUGCAACAGAUAUCCCACAAGAUUUUCACAUGUUGCUACCAACCUUAUUAUAAAAAAAAUUUUUAUGAAAAUUUGUUCACAAAAAUACUGUCCUCACGUUAGUGUUAUUUAACACUGUAAAUUAUAGGAAUGAAUGAUUUUGGGUGGAUAUUUCCUUUAAGUACUACUGCGCUCAUUUUAACCACCAUCAGGAGACUCUUCUCUCUUUCUCUUCUUUUACUGCUUUCUGCGAGGAGUGUGUACUGUUUAAAAAGCAAGAACUUAAUCUGACCAACUCUAUUUACCACUCUCGUCCCUGUGAGCCUUUUCUCUUUUUCCCCUCUCUGUAAAUCUGUGUUCUUUCCAUCUCUUUCUCACUAGUCACAGUAUAUGUUACUGUAUUAACCUACACCUUAACUGUCUGUCUUGCUCCAUGGAAUUAUUGUUUGAGAAAGAAAUAGACAGGCGCUAGUUAGAUGUGUACAUAUAAAUGGUUUUGUUUGAGUGAUCUCGUGGAGGUUUGGUUUGUACACCGUUAUUUGAAUGUUUAUGAACAGUCAGGAGUCGUAUUUGUAUGUUUUGAAGUUUAUAUUUGAGAGAUUUUUGUUUGUUUUUUGGAACAUUGAUUUCUAGACAUGCUUUACUUGCGAAACAAACAUCCUAUGUUUUAACGGCAUGUUGGUGGUUUUAUAUUUUGUUAUCUUUUUCUUCUUUUGUUUAGAAAUAUGUAUGUUGUUAAUCUAAAUGAACACGCAUUCAUGCUUGAAAUGUACCAAAGUGGCAAAGGUAGAGUGGGAUGGAGGCAUGGAGAGAUGAGGAAUGGCUUGAAUCGUCUUUGUACUGUAACCCACAGCUGGUUUAUCUCCAUCCUCACUUAUUCAAAGAGGACGUCAGAGUUUUCAGAUAGAAAUACAUGGCCUAGAACAGUGAUUCCCUAUUCUCUGUGCUAGUCUCUGACUCCCUAACACCGAUCAGCAACAUGCCACAGACCCUCACCGGUCCUAAAAUGGGAGGUUAAAGAAAAACGGCAAUCUUUUUUGAAGAGGAGUGCCUAUAGUAUGUUUCUCUUCUCCCAAAACAAAAUGUCACUAAAUUCAACUUGAAAUCUGCCACCAUAUUAGAAAAUUCAAAUUUCUCCUCUCUGCCUAUUUGCCAUUCCCCUCUCUCUCCUCCCUUCAUGUGUCUGUUAUUGUUUCAGGGAGGACAGUGAUUUGUAAAUACUCUAUUCAGUUAUUUAGUUGUGGAGGGUGGCAGGCAGAAUCAGCAGAUAUAUGACUGAUAUUUACUUUACGCUUGUGUUAAACUGAAUGGUUGCCACGGUUAUGGUGUCUACGGUAAUUAGUGGCUGAUUUUGCUCUUUGUUUCCUUCUAAUGUGCCGUGUUUCAUGGUGGGCUUCGCUCAGAGCUUAACGCAUCGCUGUCACAUUUUCCACUCACAUCUAACAGUGGACCGCUUCAUUUUGACGUAGCACAUCCUUAGCACCUCAGAAGCUAUAAGCCUCUAUUCAUGGUAGAAGUGGCCCUACUUUCAGAUCUGGGAUCAGUUUAGCCUCUUCUAAUCCUUAUGUUUGGCCAUUUAGAGGAGGCGGAGAGUAAGUAUGAGUCCAGGGCUGUGUUCAGUAAGUUUUUUUUACGUUCAAUUGAACGGACACAAUGCUGUUGGGGAACGCUAUCAGCAUGGCUACUGCCCUUUAAAAAACGCUGUCAGUUAUGAGCAAACGUACCUGUCUGUUCAAGAAUAUUUUGGGGAAACGUGUCGGUGAGUACAAACCGUUCCGCAACGUAGCAAAUGUUAAAGCGAACUGAACGCACCUCUGAUGGAUCAGUGCAUAUGGGCAGUAUCAUCCAUUCCACACACCCCAAUUACCAGCCAUGCUUUACUCAAAGGGCUUUCCCCCUCAGGUCCCACCCACCACCCUUUUAUCUCGCUUUUGAUUGGCCGAGACCUACCAAACCACAUCCCAGGUUGGCUGCCAUUUGCUUACUCAUUUAAUUUUUCUCUUAUUUCCUGCUGUAAAUAGUUUUUGUUUCCUCCCCCCCCCUCCCUCAAUGAUUACUGUCCCCUCCCCAAUCAUGGCUAGAAAUGAAAGCAGAUCUGAUUUUAAAGUGGAGGAGCAUUGCUUGAGUGACAUCUGUCAGUCAUGUUGGGGGAAGAGGGGUUACUUGCGUCAAUCAUGUUUCUCAAUCAGCGCACCUGCACUUUGCCACGCUAACCAAACUUUUUCCCCUUCUGUUUUUUUCUUGUUUUCUUUUUUUCAACUGUUUUAGUCUUAAGUCAAGACAUCAGCCUACUCUUUUGCGCUUACUUCAAUUUGUUCUUUCCUCCCUCUUUAAUCUGCUUGCUUUUCUGGGCAGAUUUUUCAUGGAAGCUCACUGGAGCCCGUCACACUUUGAGUGUGUGCGUGUCGAAAGUGUCUUAACACACAUUUGCAGUGGACCCCCCCCCCCUGGUCCGCGCUGUUUCUUUGUGUGUGUCUGUAUAGUCUGUGGUUGAAACACAGCAGACACUACUCCAAUCGGCAGUGUGUAUGUGUCCCUCUGCGUCUGUUUUUUAAAAUCUUUUUGAAACGCACUCCAGAGGCUUUCCCGUUAUUUCUAUCUGCAUGUUUGGAUACUUGUGACCUGUCUGUGGUUCUCUGACCAAAAGCUGCUUACUAUCCCCCAACCCCUUUUUACCCCCCCACCAGCGACACGACCCAACUGACCGCCAGUCUCAACGGAGAACCAUGCGAAUGAACCAACGGGACCAUGUUUGCAAUACGCAAUCACUCACUUUUUUUCACAGACACGCGCAUACACACAUCCUUGCACACAAACACACCACAUAUGCACGGUGCACACAAUACAUGAAGAAAAACAAUGCAUAGUCAGGCCGGUUUCUAAAUAAUGUCCUUUUUAAAUGGCUGUUCUUAUUAUUGCUAUCGUUGUUAGUGGUGGUCUUUUUUUUUUUUUAACAUAAGGGAGUUGUAUCUUUUUCUUUUGUAUUAAUGUUUUUAUUUCUCUUUUGUUUCUCUUAUGGGUGUGCUAUAACUGGCAGUGUUUUCACUCUUUCUGGAAUCUAUUUUCCCCCAUUUUAUUCUUUUAAAUGAAGAUGAUAUGCCAUACGAGUAGGUUGUCAGAGAUAUGAGCUAUUGAGGGUUAUCGUCUAUGUAUAUUCUAUGGGUAUUAUGAAUUAAACAAUUAACAAAGAAACAAAAUUAUAUACAUAUAAUAAAUAAAAUUCCUGAUACUGGUAAA